Messenger RNA from Pomacea canaliculata, 850 nucleotides. Its product is annotated as allatostatin-A receptor-like. Lineage: Eukaryota; Metazoa; Mollusca; Gastropoda; Architaenioglossa; Ampullariidae. Gene Ontology annotation, cellular component: membrane. The record is from RefSeq and is a predicted model, not a curated record. The coding region runs from base 147 to 815 and encodes 222 amino acids. Gene Ontology annotation, biological process: G protein-coupled receptor signaling pathway. The transcript is spliced from 3 exons. Gene Ontology annotation, molecular function: G protein-coupled receptor activity.
GAAGGCAGUGUAUAAAGUCAAGUGUCAAACGGGCUCGCGCAGCGCAUCGCCGUGCAGCCUCCUACAUCAGCAGCAAAAGCAGCAGCGACAACUACAUUAUCAUCACUAAUAACAACAGCAACGAUUACGAAAUCUGCACAAUAAGCAUGAAUGAUUAUAUUUCGCCGUUCGCUGACGGCGAGCCGGAGUCGUUCGAAGACUUCAACGAAAACAUCGGCAACAGCGGCGAUAAAGACGAUUUUUAUAUUUAUCAAGACAACAACACAGAUGUCCCUGCUGCAGUAGCAGCAGCAGAGCUGCACACGCAGCUGGUGCCAGCUAUAUUGUUGUUUAUUUGCAUCUUGGGUCUCGUGGGCAACGGCAUGGUUGUCUACGUCAUUGUCCAUUACGUCACCAUCCGCAAAGUGACGUAUUUGUACCUCAUGAAUCUGGCGGUUGUGAACAUACUGUACCUGCUGGCCAGUGCUCCUAUCACAGCUAUCAACUACGCCCUGACCGACUGGCCAUUCGGACCUUUUGUUUGCAAGCUGAAUGGAUACAUUUCGUCCGUCUGUCUGUCAGUGAGUGUUUUGACACUAACGGCGACAGGUUUUGAUCGCUACUUAGCAGUGCUGCAUCCUGUCCAGUCAAGAAGUUUCAGAACAGAGAAGAAGGCUUUGGGUGUGGUAGCGAUCAUCUGGGUUACCUCCCUGGUGCUGAUGGCGCCGCGCGUGCUGUUGUACGAAGUGUUCGACUUGUUUCAUGUGCACGACAUCAGGACCUUCUGCUCCACGUUGGAGGCCGGGGAAGUGGCACGGCGAUGGACAGCAGUCUGAUGUUCCUGGGCACCUACCUCCUGCCGCAGAUCGCC